Messenger RNA from Pelobates fuscus (common spadefoot toad), 942 nucleotides. RefSeq names its product olfactory receptor 5AR1-like. Gene Ontology annotation, biological process: G protein-coupled receptor signaling pathway. Gene Ontology annotation, molecular function: odorant binding; G protein-coupled receptor activity; olfactory receptor activity. The transcript has 2 exons. The annotation marks the transcript as partial. Gene Ontology annotation, cellular component: membrane. The record is from RefSeq and is a predicted model, not a curated record. Lineage: Eukaryota; Metazoa; Chordata; Amphibia; Anura; Pelobatidae.
AUGGGACAGCUAAAUCACACAGUGGUGACGUAUUUCAUCAUUAAGGGAAUUUCUGAUGAACCCAAGCUGCAGGUGCCGAUUUUCCUUCUAGUUCUGUUUCUUUACCUUAUUACUCUUGGUGGUAACAUGGCCAUACUUCUACUGGUCUGUUUGGAUUAUCAACUUCACACUCCCAUGUACUUCUUCUUGGGUAACCUGUCCAUAGUGGACAUGUCUUCUGCCACGGUUGUUCUACAUAAUACCCUUAUUAUAUUUGUAACAAAGAACAGAACAAUUCCGUAUGUCACAUGCAUUGCACAAAUGUAUUUUUUUGGAGCCUUUGUUAAUGUUGAGUUAUUAAUCCUUACAGCUAUGAGCUACGAUCGUUAUGUGGCCAUCUGUAACCCCUUGAGAUAUAUAAAUGUUAUGAACCCCAAAAUGUAUAUUCUGUUGGCAAUUGCCUGUUGGACUUUAAGUUUAUUAGAGGUUUUGCCACAUGUUGUUUUAUUGGCAGAGUUUACUUGUUACAGAUCAAAUAUAAUUAAUCAUUUCUUUUGUGACAUCAUGCCUGUUAUAAAACUUUCAUGCAGUGACACGUCUGUUCUGGAGACUUUGUUUUUCAAUGAAGGUGUUUUCCUUCUUGUCCUUACUCCCUUCCUACUUACCUUUUUCUCAUAUGUUUUUAUCAUUGCAACCAUUCUGAAGAUCCGUUCGAGCACUGGAAGACGUAAAGCCUUCUACACAUGUUCCUCUCACCUCACUGUUGUCAUCCUGCUCUACACAACCUUGGUCCUCCAAUACCUAAGACCCAUCUCAGAGGACAGCCUGGAUUAUAAUAAAUGCUUUGCUCUCUUUAACACAGCUGCCGUUCCCAUAUUAAACCCGUUGAUAUACAGCUUAAAAAACAAAGAUGUGAAGUCAGGUCUAAGACGAAGGAUAUAUCACAUCCACUGCAACACCCUG